Molecule: messenger RNA, 1227 nt
Organism: Tetrapisispora phaffii CBS 4417
Lineage: Eukaryota; Fungi; Ascomycota; Saccharomycetes; Saccharomycetales; Saccharomycetaceae
Gene: GPI14
Product: glycosylphosphatidylinositol-alpha 1,4 mannosyltransferase I
Exons: 1
Coding region: 1-1227 (408 amino acids)
Biological process (GO): GPI anchor biosynthetic process
Cellular component (GO): membrane; glycosylphosphatidylinositol-mannosyltransferase I complex
Molecular function (GO): GPI mannosyltransferase activity; alpha-1,4-mannosyltransferase activity
Source: RefSeq, a predicted model, not a curated record
AUGGAUAAUAAGGUUAUUCUCCUGAUUGCAUCAUUCUUAUUGCGUAUAGGUUUUUUUGGAUAUGGUAUUUACCAAGAUGCUAAUUUUAAAGUAAGAUACACUGACAUUGAUUAUAUGGUCUUUGACGAUGCAGCAAGAUAUGUUUAUGAAAACCUUUCUCCCUAUAAUAGAGAGACAUAUCGUUAUACUCCUUUGCUAAGUUGGCUGCUAUUGCCAAAUUAUUACUUAGGUUGGUUCCAUGCAGGAAAACUAAUUUUUGUUGUAUUUGAUUUAUUAGCUGGUAUUAUAAUAAUGUUAUUAAUUCAGAAACUGUCGUCAACUUUAAACAUCAGUAAAAGUAAGACUUUGAUUUUAAAUAGUAUUUGGUUGUUGAAUCCGAUGGUUAUUACAAUCAGUACACGUGGUAAUGCAGAAAGUGUAUUAUGCUUCCUGAUUCUUUUAUCUUUAUAUUAUUUAUUUCAUGAAAAAUAUCUGUUAUCAGGUUUAAUAUAUGGGUUAUCAGUUCACUUCAAAAUCUAUCCUAUUAUAUAUGCAUUACCAAUUGCAUUAUACGUGAUGACAUCAAGACAAAAAAAUUGGUUCUUAAACCUUUUUAUUUUGGGAACAACAACAUUAGCAAUAAUUAUAGGACUAGCAGUUGCUAUGUAUCAAAUGUAUGGUGAUAUAUUUAUAGCUGAGGCUUACCUAUAUCAUCUUACAAGAACUGAUCACAGACACAAUUUCUCGAUUUGGAAUGUACCUUUAUAUUUUACAUCUGCAUUUUCUGAUAAUUCCACCCUCUCCAGAUACGCAUUUCUACCGCAGUUUAUCAUGACUCUAACAAUACCCUUAUUAUUACUGCAAACUAGUAAAACUACUGACAGAAAUUUUAGAUUUUUAAAUUUACUGAAGGUUUUAUUUAUUCAAACAUUUGCGUUUGUCACAUUUAACAAAGUUUGCACUUCUCAAUACUUUAUAUGGUAUUUGCUUUUAUUACCAUUUCCUUUAUUGAACACAAAUAUUUCUAAAAGAAAAGGCAUAUCAAUGAUUUGUAUCUGGGUAUUGACUCAAGGACUAUGGCUAUCUCAAGGCUAUCUCUUGGAGUUUGAAGGUAAGAAUGUAUUCUAUCCAGGAAUUUUUUUGGCUUCUGUUUCAUUUUUUGUUGGAAAUGUUUGGAUUUUAGCUCAAUUUAUCGUCGAUCAACGAAUCGGAGCAGGCUCAUAUACCAAUGCUAAAAAGGUUAAUUAA